GGGGGCUGGCGGCAGCGGCGGAUGGACUCGCGGGUAUCGGAGCUGUUCGGGGGCUGCUGUCGGCCCGGAGGAGGCCCGGCGAUGGGCGGAACCCUCAAGGCUAGGGGGGCCGGCGGCAGUAGCAGCUGCGGGGGCCCGAAGGGGAAGAAGAAGAACGGAAGGAACAGAGGGGGCAAAGCCAACAACCCCCCGUACCUGCCCCCUGAGGCUGAAGAUGGAAACAUCGAAUAUAAACUGAAGCUGGUGAAUCCAUCCCAGUACCGCUUUGAGCACCUGGUGACACAGAUGAAGUGGCGGCUCCAGGAAGGCCGCGGGGAGGCCGUCUACCAGAUUGGGGUGGAGGACAACGGGCUGCUGGUGGGGCUGGCCGAAGAGGAGAUGCGGGCCUCCCUCAAGACCCUGCACCGGAUGGCGGAGAAGGUCGGGGCCGACAUCACUGUUCUCCGGGAGCGAGAAGUGGAUUAUGAUAGUGACAUGCCCCGGAAGAUCACUGAGGUGCUGGUACGAAAGGUCCCUGACAACCAACAGUUCCUGGACCUUCGUGUGGCCGUCCUGGGGAAUGUGGACUCAGGGAAGUCGACUCUGCUUGGAGUGCUGACCCAGGGAGAGCUGGACAAUGGGCGGGGCCGGGCUCGGCUCAACCUUUUCCGCCACCUGCACGAGAUUCAGUCCGGCCGAACCUCCAGCAUCAGCUUCGAGAUCCUGGGCUUUAACAGCAAGGGAGAGGUGGUGAAUUACAGUGACUCACGGACGGCAGAAGAGAUCUGCGAGAGCAGCUCCAAGAUGAUCACCUUCAUCGACCUGGCAGGCCACCACAAGUACCUGCACACCACCAUCUUUGGCCUCACCUCUUACUGCCCUGACUGUGCCCUGCUCCUCGUCAGUGCUAACACUGGGAUUGCUGGCACCACAAGGGAGCAUCUGGGGCUGGCCCUGGCCCUGAAAGUGCCCUUCUUCGUCGUGGUCAGCAAGGUGGACCUGUGUGCCAAGACCACAGUAGAGAGGACGGUACGCCAGCUUGAGCGGGUUCUCAAGCAGCCUGGCUGCCACAAGGUCCCCAUGCUGGUCACCUCUGAGGAUGAUGCCGUCACUGCUGCCCAGCAGUUUGCCCAGUCACCCAAUGUCACCCCCAUCUUCACACUGUCCAGCGUGUCUGGAGAGAGCCUGGACCUGCUCAAAGUCUUUCUGAAUAUCCUGCCUCCGCUCACCAACAGCAAGGAGCAGGAGGAACUCAUGCAGCAGCUGACGGAGUUCCAGGUGGAUGAAAUCUAUACAGUACCCGAGGUGGGGACCGUUGUUGGAGGGACACUUUCCAGUGGGAUUUGCCGUGAGGGCGACCAGCUGGUGGUGGGCCCCACGGAUGAUGGCUGCUUCCUGGAGCUGAGAGUAUGCAGCAUCCAGCGCAACCGCUCCGCCUGUCGUGUGCUGCGAGCUGGUCAGGCUGCUACACUGGCCCUCGGGGACUUUGACCGUGCGCUCCUUCGCAAGGGCAUGGUGAUGGUGAGCCCCGAGAUGAAUCCCACCAUCUGCUCGGUGUUCGAGGCAGAGAUCGUCCUACUGUUCCAUGCCACCACAUUCCGGCGAGGCUUCCAGGUGACAGUACACGUAGGCAACGUCCGCCAGACGGCAGUGGUGGAAAAGAUCCAUGCUAAGGACAAGCUGCGAACAGGGGAGAAGGCAGUGGUACGUUUCCGCUUCCUGAAACACCCUGAGUACCUGAAGGUGGGCGCCAAGCUGCUGUUCCGGGAGGGUGUCACCAAGGGCAUCGGCCACGUCACCGAUGUGCAAGCCAUUGCAGCAGGAGAGGCCCAGGCCAACGUGGGCUUCUGAACUCCAGGCAGGCACAGCUCGAUUGCGGUCCCUACAAUAUAUAAGGUGACUCUGGCCAUGCUGCCCCCCAUUGGCAGCUCUGUGUGUUAAUAGGCUAGGGAGAGAGGGGUGCUCUCUGCCACUUGCUCUCUGCCACCAUUCUGGCAAGGUGCCAAGCUUGGUAUGGCCAGGGAAGGGCAGUCCUGAGGGAGAAGACAGGAGAAUUCAGGGCAGUGCCCAGCAGCUGUGUCCACCUGGUCGGCUUGUCAAUCCUGGCAACCCCACAGCCUGUCUGCUAGAGAGAGCUGACCGCCGCCACCUUGGCCCCACUGUCAGGACGGGGCAUGAUUCACCGGUGUGGUCCCUGCACUUCAGGAAUUGUCACAACAACUGGGGGUGGCCCUCAAAGGCACUCCUUUUUCUAUACCUCUUUUCAAGACCAUGUAAGUCGGCCAUCUCUACCUGACUGUGGACAAAAGACACCUGCUCCUGGCCAUCUGGUGGUCCAGGGUCUGAAGAAAUGGCACAGGGACAGUGAAUGGCAGUGCUCGCAUCCCGUGCUGAGACAUGAAGCCUAUUCCUCAGCUUUAUUUCUCUUCCCUUCACUCAAGGGCCAUGUCCCGUUUCUCCUCUCAGAGGCCCCACAGGUGCUAUUUGUUGUGCUGGCCCAGGCGUGGGGCCGCCGAGCUGAGGCUUGGCACACCAAAGGUCAGCUGCAUGUCAAUCAGUUUUGUCCCCUCCUCUGCAGUGAUCUGUUGGUUUUCAUGCUGAAUCAAACAGUAUGUUUUACUUUCCCAGACUGACCGAGUCCCCAUUCCUGCCACCCCCACCCCGCUUCCUGCUCCUGCAUAAGUCUUCUCUUGUUUUAGUGAUUUGCAGUGACACCUUUCCCUCUGUUGCUGGGAACCUGGAGGAAAGGGAAGGAUGUUGCCUUUAGGGUAUGGACUCCAUCCUUUCCCUUCGUUAGUGUCCUGGGUUCCCAUGGACUCAGGGAUUUGUUGGUUGAGGUUUCUCUGUAUAUAUUUUAUAUAUAUAUAUA
Messenger RNA from Hipposideros armiger (great roundleaf bat), 2848 nucleotides. RefSeq names its product GTP binding protein 2 (gene GTPBP2). The transcript has 12 exons. Gene Ontology annotation, biological process: translational elongation. Lineage: Eukaryota; Metazoa; Chordata; Mammalia; Chiroptera; Hipposideridae. The coding region runs from base 22 to 1830 and encodes 602 amino acids. The record is from RefSeq and is a predicted model, not a curated record. Gene Ontology annotation, molecular function: GTP binding; GTPase activity; translation elongation factor activity.